UAUUCCUUUUUGAUUUACAGGCUUAUAUUUGUACCUACAUACAAUUUAUGUUGAGACGCAAUGGAUCAGGUAUGAUGAACAUGUCAAGUAAUACAAAAAUUAACUCCAACAUAACGAAUACUAACGCAUGUGGCUCAACGUCGGCCAGUCCAAUGGAUGCACUUCCAAAGCAGUUUGUCGCUUCGAUGAAAACCCUCUUCGACAUAUUGGACGAUCAGCACACGGGUUUUGUAAGAUUUUUAGACAUUGAAAAAGGUUGGCAAGAUGAUGGUUGCAAAGGAUUGCCGCAUGGCGUCAUUGAUUCUCUUCGAAAAGUUACACCUCCAAGUGGUCUUCUGUCGUUUGAUCGUUUCUGUGCAGGAUUAAAAUUGUGUUUGUUGCGUAAUCAGAGCGCGUCCAUCGGAAACGCAUCACCCGGUGCGAGCAGUGUUUCACCUGUGAAACCGCCGCGCCCACCUUCAGCACCUCUGUUGGAUAUCGAAAGCACUGUACACGGCAACACAACGUGGGCCGUUACCAACGUCACAACUGCCACAGUGCGACCUCACAAAAUCGUCUCAUCCCACCGGGCAUUAAGUUUACCACAGUUAAGUCCGGAUUCAGAGAUAGAAGCAGAAAUGGUGAGCACAGACGUUGAUGUAUACAAUUCUCCACCGCCGCCACCGAAACCUCCACGCGCUUCUGCUGCUAGUCAACUUGGGGCACCUAAUACGCCACCUACUCCUUUAGAUAAAGCGGAAAUUCGACAUGCUCUGCAGAAUUGGCAAAUGGGAAUACUUUUAAAUGAAAUGGGCGCAAAAGAGAAACACGACUCAGCAUAUAUUUACAAUCAAUUUCCUUAUCGUGGUUGUGCAGAUGGUGGAUCAUCAUCAGCCACUGACAGUGUAACCGGAACUGUAGGCACAUUGCACCCGAAGAAGACUAGCUCCAAGAGAAGGGAGCCACGAAGGCACACACUGCAGAAUGGCAUUGACUAUAAUAUGCUGAAACGUCUCAAGCAAUUUGAAGAGGAACGUGAAGUACUCUUAACGGGAUUGGAUGCAGUGGAAAAAGCCCGCGACUGGUACUUACAACAAAUUGCUAAUGUUCAAGAAAAGAUAAAGUAUUUGGGACGGAUAGGACACGUAGAGCAAUGGUCUGAAGUCCAGCAGGAACGGCUGGAAUUUCAACGAGCUCGUGUUUAUGAGGUUAAUCGCAAUUUAGCAACUCUUGCUGAUUGUUGGGAACGUGGUGGAUUUCCUCUGCACUUUAAUCUAGCAAUUAGGUCACCCGGUAAGGCACUAAAUCAACGUAAUGUCAGCGGCAAUAGUGGAGGUUUGCUGCAACCCGUAGAUCGUCUGCGUCAACAGAAUCAUAACCUUACGAAUGAAGUAAACUUAAAAACCGACCGAAUCGCUCUCUUAGAACGUGAAAAGCAGUCGCUAAUGAGAGAGUUGUACGAGUUGAGACAAAGAGUUGGGAUAGUUGGGCGUAGUUCGGGAUUCGUCACCGUUCUUGGUCAAUCGUCGCCUUCAUCAUCUGGAGGGCUUGGAGAAGCAGAUGUUGUUUUUUAAUUUAAUUUAGUUCAUAAAAUAGCUUUAAACUUGAAGAAACCAUGUAGAAUAAAGUGGUAAAAAAAUAAUCGAUUACCAGUCCAUAUA
This is a messenger RNA of Rhagoletis zephyria (snowberry fruit fly), 1640 nucleotides long. RefSeq names its product suppressor APC domain-containing protein 2. Lineage: Eukaryota; Metazoa; Arthropoda; Insecta; Diptera; Tephritidae. The record is from RefSeq and is a predicted model, not a curated record.